Molecule: messenger RNA, 1948 nt
Organism: Cladocopium goreaui
Lineage: Eukaryota; Dinophyceae; Suessiales; Symbiodiniaceae
Source: the annotation of a GenBank genome assembly
CUGGUAGUUACCAUGGUUUACCAUGGCAGGAAGUGAGCUCAGCAUGUCGCGGCCCGAAAGGAUACUCAAAGAGUUCGACUUGUUCAGGAAAUUGGCGCCUGAGCACCGGGAAGGCGUGCGGGAGACCCCCAGCAGCAGUAUCUCACUGGCGCUGCAGGGCGUUUUCCUAGUGCUGAUCCAGGUGUUGCUUCUGUCGGAAUGCUGGAGCUUCUUCACUCCCAAAGACAAGCAAUCCUUCGAUAUCGACAUGCAGGGCUUCAUGCAGGUCUCAUCCCCAAGGCAGCUGCGAGUGUUGCUGGAUGUGACCAUCCAUGAUUUUCCCUGCAUUGAUUUGAGCUUAGACUAUCAAGAUGCCAUGGGCAACCGACAAACGGACAUCCGCUCGGGCGUGCUGAAGCAGAGACUGAAGCCCGAUGGAACUGCGGUGGGCCAAGUGCUGAAGAACGACCCCAAAGUGGCGGGUGGAAGCGGAGCGUCCAGCCCUAGCAUUCGCAAUGGCACUGGCAAUGCCACCUGUGGUGAUUGUUAUGGUGCGCUUCCAGAUGGCGAGUGUUGCAACACCUGCUCCGAUGUUUUGUAUGCCUAUCGGAUGAAGCGAUGGGCACUUCCCCGCAUCGAGAGCAUCAAACAAUGUCAGCAGGAUGGAACUGGAAAGUCUGCGUAUCAGCCGCCGCAGAUCGCGCACGUCAAGGACUACAGUUCGGAGGACUAUCUGAAGAACUUCAAGAAGAUUGGCAGCUUGACAGACUCGGGCAACGAGGCGCGGAUCACGGCGCCCUUGAAGUUGAACCUGAGUUUGAACUUGCAGAAUAUCACCUUCAAACCGUUGAACUUGAAACCCUUCACGCCAUCCUUCGACGAUGAAUGGGACGACGAAGACGAUUUCUGGGGCGCGUCGUCGAGAUCCAAGGAUGGGCCGAACAAGGUCCUCUCCUGGCCAGAUUGCGUGAGGCGCAACGUGGUGGUGAACGGCUUUGACCUGGGCGAAGCGCUGCUGGAGGACCUGAGACCCUUCGGAGCCAAGGAGGGCUGUUGGCAGGAGAAUUGUAGCCACACGGACAAGUUCAACUGCGAGAGCAUGGACCACUGCUCCACUGCUUGUAAAGGUGGAGAGGUGGAAUUGCCUGGCCGCUUUGUAGGUAAGUUUUACAAGGUGCCGAGCAAACGCGAGGAACCACCAGCUUUGGCAUCUCAUGAGUUCAGAAUGCUGGAAGCAGUCAAGGGAUGCCCCCAUGUAGUGCAAACCUUGGGCCUCUUCCAUUUGCCCAUCCACAACUGCCUCAAGCACUUCUUAAACGUCGAGGGUCACUGUGCAGCGCCUGGUGUGCCGCUCCCUUGGGAUUCCCAGGAAUCAGCGCAGGAGGAUGACAUGCCAACGCAGCGCCUGUGCGCGCUGUUCAUGGAAAAGUGUGACUAUUCUUUGCAGGACUUUGCGUUCUUCCGCUACACCGAGUCGGAAGCCGCUUUUGUUUGUCGCUCUGUGCUUUCUGCACUGUCCCAUCUCCACGCUCGUGGAAUUGUGCACCGAGAUGUUAAACCAGCUAACAUCCUGGUGGGAAGUGGUGGUGAGAAGGUCUUGUUAGGAGACUUUGGAUUGGCAGCUUUCCUGGAAGUGGAGACAAACACGGUGUCCAGGAAUGGCUGUGGCACCCAUGGUUUCCUAGCCCCGGAAUGCUUGGAGAAGAAUGAAUUCUGCGAAAAAUCUGACUUGUUUGCGCUCGGGGCGGUGUUGUACCAGUUACUCUUCCGGACCUUUGCCUUUGUGAAAGAGACGAAGAUCCAAAGCGACAUCGCCACGCGCUUGGGGGAUCUACCGCUGAUCCCAUGUGGAAGACCCGCAGGCAAAUCUGAUGACGGGUGCCAUUUGAUUCGCUGGCUUCUGCAGAGAGAUGCCUAUGACCUUCCCUCUGCGGUAGAUGCUUUGGACCACCACUGGUUUGAAGCGGUC